AUGCCUCCACUCGUCAUGUCCACUCAACCAUCACAUUUCAACAUAACAACAUUAGGUCCAAUAGAUCCUUCACUCGCUCAACUCUCAAAACCUCAACCACCACCUCCUAUAGAUCCCAGUCUCUUUCAGAUCGAACAGGUCGUCAAUCAUGUACGGACUGGUAGCCGAUUGGACCCGAACACGCUUCAACCUACUUCAGUUCAAGAGCAGGAUGGAGGGGUCGAGGAGGGGACAAUUGGAGAGGAGAUAGGACCGGGGAUAGAUCAUUCGGCUUUGGCUAUGGAAGGAGAAGAUAUAGAUCCUGCUUUGAGGGAAAUAGUCAAUUCUUUGACCAGGGCGCAGGAUACUCAUAGGAGAGAACAACAACAGGCCGAACAGGAUACCACCGGUGUCGAAGAAGAAGCCCUGCAUCAAUCUCUGCAAAGCACAUUAGACGAUUUGACCAGUGGAGAAUACCACGCACUGCUUCAAGGAUUACAAGACCCUCAAUCACCUUACCUCAUAGAUCCCCACCCCGACUCCUCUUCAAACGCUGAAGCCGGACCUUCCACCAUUCCUUCUAAACGCGGACGCGGUCGACCAAAAGGUUCGAGAAACAAACCCAAACCAUUCGCCGAGAUCAAAGUGAAACCACCCAAACCGCCUUCGAAACCAAGAGGUCGUCCUCUUAAAACCCGUCUGCCAGAAGAUCAAGCAGAAUACGAACAACGGAAACAAGACAAAGCCAUGGGUAUCCAACGUGCUCGAGGUAGACCGAGAAAGUUUCCGGGAUAUUUAGUCAGAGAAAUGCGUUUGAAACAUAAUCGCGCUCAAUUUAUGGAGGUCAUCCGACAACAUGAAGAUCGUAAUAGAACGUCAGAAUCUCAAAACAGGGAAGGAGAGAUACAACGGGAAGAUAAUGAAGAAGGGGAUGAUAUGGGAGAGGAGAAUGGGGUAGGUGAGGAGUACGAAUGGGAUAUGGGCCAAGGACAUAGUCUUUUGGACGUUGUGGGACUUCAACAACAGGGUAUUGAGGAGGAUGCCGGUGUACCAAGUGCGGAUGUUCACUUGGAUAGAGGUGUCAUGAGGGUUUUCGAGCUUCCUCAAUGA
This is a messenger RNA of Tremella mesenterica DSM 1558, 1089 nucleotides long. RefSeq lists its product as uncharacterized. The coding region runs from base 1 to 1089 and encodes 362 amino acids. The record is from RefSeq and is a predicted model, not a curated record. Gene Ontology annotation, cellular component: nucleus; chromatin. NCBI's taxonomy places the organism in Eukaryota, Fungi, Basidiomycota, Tremellomycetes, Tremellales, Tremellaceae. The transcript has 3 exons. Gene Ontology annotation, molecular function: DNA binding. Gene Ontology annotation, biological process: regulation of DNA-templated transcription.